Molecule: messenger RNA, 420 nt
Organism: Miscanthus lutarioriparius
Lineage: Eukaryota; Viridiplantae; Streptophyta; Magnoliopsida; Poales; Poaceae
Source: the annotation of a GenBank genome assembly
AUGGAGGCGAAGAAGAAGUCGGCCCCCGCCGCUGCCGGAGCCGCGGCGCCGCCGCCGCCGGCUAACGGGUACUUCAGCACCGUCUUCUCCGCGUCGCCUGCGGGGAGCGCAAAUGACGCAAAGCAGUCGGACUUGUACACGAUGCUGAACAAGCAGAGCUCCAGAGGGCAGAAUGGCAGUAGCAUUACAGAUGGCAAAUCCCACGGCCGCCCUACUUACAAGGAUGCAAAACAUGCUUAUCCAAAUGACUCAUCAGAAUCCCCUUACUUUGGCUCAUCCGUGCAUUACGGUGGUCGGGAGUUCUACAGCAGCACUUUACAGAAGCAACCAGCCAAUGAACCCCAAACAAAUUACAAGGAGGACAACCCGGAUGGCUCUGCUACUAGAGGUGAUUGGUGGCAAGGUUCACUUUAUUACUGA